AUGCCGAAGAGGCUGGCUCCGCUGCUGCCAGCAGAAGUCGGUAGUGAUCGAUUUCCUCUCGACUCUCGCCGCGAAGAUCCUUCAAAGAGAAAACGGGUUGGCACAGAUGUUGCUUGUAAUCCAUGUCGGCGUAGAAAAACACGCUGUGAUGGAAUACGCCCAAUUUGCGCAGCGUGCCGAAAACGAUCAACCGAGUGUACAUUUGUCGAAAAGAGGGAGUCUCCCAGACUCGGCCAGUCAUCCGGAGGUUCUCAUGAAGUUCUUGAGCUAUUGAGAUCCGCUCCAGAGCCACAGGCCUUUGAGAUCUUGCGCCUCCUACGGACAAAUGGCGACCCUGACUCUGUUCUGAAUAUUAUCAAGAAGGGCCAAAAUGGAAUCAAACGGAUUCCCAAUAAUGAUGCAGCCUGCGCUAUUCGCUCGAUGCAGCCGCCUUUGGAAUUUGAGUUAAUGGCCAGAAAUCCUAUCGCGCAUCCUACUCUUCGCCAUGCUCUCCUAACAACUUUGGAACACGACGAGCUUCUCGGGCCAAGGAAAUUGCGUCGAUCGAAUGUUCUUCUUCAAGCCAACGAUGGGCUUCGCGUAGACGUUCCCUCGGAAGAGAUUUUCGAUGAAAGCAGGCAAUCGGAUCCUUUACUCUGCGACGAGUGCCUCGAAGACCUGAGAAUCAACUGCUGGACUGACACCUCGAUGUUCCAUGACUAUGCUGCAAGGGCCAUUCGGCUCUAUCCUACCACCUAUAAUCCCUUUUUAAGCGUAUUUAAUCCUCAUCCUUUUAUUUCUGGUCUCGUUGGUCGAUGCCACGCACAUCCCUCUCUGCUUCUCGUCAAUACGUCAAUGUGUUGGGCCUAUCAAAUGCAUACUGCUAUCAACAAGAGAGUAGUUCAGUUUACCGAAACAUUCUACCAAGAAGCAGAAAAGCUUUGGCUCCUAGAGUGGGAUAAUGUCACUAAUGGACACAAGCAUGUUUUAUUCGGCGUCGCGCCAUCUCAGGCCACGAACAAACACAACGAGCAAAUCCAUACACUGCCUGGGGCAUUUUAA
This is a messenger RNA of Colletotrichum navitas, 1041 nucleotides long. RefSeq lists its product as uncharacterized. Gene Ontology annotation, biological process: regulation of DNA-templated transcription. Bases 1 to 1041 code for a protein of 346 amino acids. Gene Ontology annotation, molecular function: DNA-binding transcription factor activity, RNA polymerase II-specific; zinc ion binding. The transcript has 5 exons. Lineage: Eukaryota; Fungi; Ascomycota; Sordariomycetes; Glomerellales; Glomerellaceae. The record is from RefSeq and is a predicted model, not a curated record.